This is a messenger RNA of Gastrolobium bilobum, 2406 nucleotides long. RefSeq lists its product as uncharacterized. Bases 1 to 2406 code for a protein of 801 amino acids. The transcript is spliced from 6 exons. NCBI's taxonomy places the organism in Eukaryota, Viridiplantae, Streptophyta, Magnoliopsida, Fabales, Fabaceae. The record is from RefSeq and is a predicted model, not a curated record.
AUGGUGGAUAAUCACAAGGUUUGUGUGGUUGUUCUUAUGGAGACCAGAACUAGUAGUGUGGUUUGCAGUAAACUUUUGAAGAAGAUUAAUUUUGAUAAGUUUAUUGUUGAGGAAGCCAUUGGUUUUGCAGGUGGAAUUUGGGUUCUUUGGGACUCUAGAAAAGUAACUGUCAAUCUGCUAAGUAGUAAGUCUCAGUUUAUUCAUAUGAAAAUGGAGCUUGAGGAUAGUAAGAGCUUUUUAUGGACUGCGAUUUAUGCAAAUCCUAAUGAGGAGAUUAGACAUGCUAUAUGGGAGGAUAUAAGAGUUGAAGAAAUUGGUGGUUUGGGAUCUAAAUUUACAAGGCAGGGUCCUAAAUGGCAUAAUUUAUACCGAGUUUUUAAGAAGUUGGAUAGAGUGUGUGCCAAUGUUAAUUGGAGAAUUGCUUUUGAGGAAGCUGAUGUUCGAAUCCUCCAUAGAAUUUUAUCUGAUCAUAACCCUUUGCUGCUUUCUUUGUCUAUUCUUUUGAUUUCCCCUCUUCAAAAAUGGAACAAAGAGGUUUUUGGUGAUAUUAAUAACCGUAAGUGUGCUUUGAUUCAAAAAAUUGCUAGCAUUCAAGCUCAAAGGGAGGCUCUGGACAGUUCUGGUUUGCAGGAAGUUGAGCACUAUCUUCAAGAGCAAUUAGAUAUUACUCUUGGUCAGGAGGAGCUGUUGUGGUACCAGAAAUCUAGGCACAAGUGGAUAAUUGAUGGGGAUAAAAACACAAGUUUAUAUAAGAAGUUAUUUGAAGAGGAGGUGGGGGAUAAGAGAUGGAUUAUUUCAGAAAAUAUGUGGCCAAUUUUAUCUCAAGAAGAUUUGAAGAGGAUGGUUAUUCCUCCUAGUGAUUAUGAGAUUAAACAGGAUAUGUUUUCAAUGGGUGCUUUUAAAGCCCCUGGUUUUGAUGGUUUCCCUGCUGUUUUCUUUCAAAGAAAUUGGAACACAUUGAAAGUGCAGGUCUGUACUGCAAUUAAGAAGAUGUGGUUUAAUCCAGCUUCAAUAUCAGAGGUCAAUUCUACUCUUCUUGUUCUAAUUCCAAAGCAUGUGAUGGAAAAGGAGGUGUCUCCUUAUCAAGUUAGUUUUGUUCCGAAUAGACAAAUUCAGUAUAUUAUUUCUAUUGUUCAAGAGUUAGUUCAUUCGACGAGUAAGAUGAGAGGGAAGAAGGCUUAUAUGGCAAUUAAAAUUGACCUGGUCAAGGCUUAUGACAGGAGGUUUGAGGCAGGGGAUCCCCUUUCACCGUACCUGUUUGUUUUGGCUAUGGAAAAAUUGAGUCAUAUUAUUACUACUGCAGUAAAUGGGGGUUUGUGGAAGCCUAUGUAUGUUGGAAAAGGUGGCCCGAAGAUAUCUCAUCUUGCAUGUGCAGAUGAUCUUAUGAUGUUUAUGGAAGCGUCUGAAGAGCAAAUUAAGAUCCUUCUCAAGUGCCUCAAUAUCUUUGAGGAGAUGUCUGGUCAAAAAUUAAGCGUGGAAAAAACUUGUGUGUAUUUUUCUAAAAAUACCACAAUGGAGACUAUGGAGAAAGUUGUCCAUCUCAGCGGUUUUAAGCGUGCUACUAAUGUCAGAAGGUAUCUUGGAGCUAUGCUGCGUCAAGGUAGAGUUUCUAAGAAUCUAUAUGGAGGGCUGGUGGAAAAAGUAAAGAGUAAGCUUAGUAGUUGGGAGCAACAGUGUCUUUCACAAGUGGGUAGGAUUACGCUAUCCCAAUCUGUUUUGGCUGCAAUUCCAUCUUACCAAAUGCAAAGUUGUAAGCUUCCUUUGAUGGUGUGUGAGAACAUGGAGAAGCUACAAAGAAAUUUUAUUUGGGGUGAUAAAGAAAAUGUUCGUAGAUAUCAUCCCAUUAAUUGGAACAUAGUCACAUCCCCUAAACUACAUGGUGGGCUCAGGUUGAGAAAUUUAGCUAAGAUGAAUGAUGCUUUUUUGGCUAAAAAGGCGUGGAAAAUUUAUACAGAGCCAGACCAGCUGUGGGUGCAAGUACUUCAUGCCAAAUACAAGAGCGGUAAUAGGAUAAACUCCUUAUUUGUUGCAAAAAAGGGUGAUUCUAGCUUUUGGAAAAAUGUUUGCAGGAUGUGGCAUGUUAUGGAGGAUAAUUUGGUGUGGGAAAUUGGCAAUGGCAAGGAGGUUAAUUUUUGGAAGGACAAUUGGUUGUCAGGCUCAAUUAUUCUGGAAAAUUUUGUUGUUAAUGAAGUCAUUCAACAGUUGGAAAAUUUAAAAGUUGCAGAUGUUAUCAAUCAAACAAGUGAGUGGGAUUUUAAUAAGUUGAAUAGCUGGCUGCCUUUAAACAUUGUUAAGGUUAUUCGUAGUGUUCUACCUCCCAUGGUGGAAGAUGGAACUGACAAAAGAAUUUGGGAGAUCCAAAAAUCUCAUUCUGUUUCUAUGGGUGCCAUUUAUGCUUUUCUGUAA